AUGGCCGACAAGGAAAACAGGCCGGAGGCGGGCGCCAAACCAGGUUCCGGGGAUCUGCUUGAGAAGAGCGCCAGUUGGGCCUCUGUCAGCUGGCAGGCGGAGAGCAGCUGGGAGUGCACGGGGCUCGAGCCGGGGCCCAGUCCGGUGGCCUCCCUUUGUUGCAACCCCGUGGAGGUGCGUGGGGAAGGCGCGGGAGGGGAGCGCCUGCCCUCUCAGGCCCAGGACACCACCCCGAUGGCCCUGCCCGGUGCCGGGAGGAGAGCGCGGCGCUUGCUGGACAGCCAGACGCCGCCGGCGCUGGGCGGCAUCUGCCUCUCCCCGGACCCGACCCCAUGCCUGGCAUCUCAAGACGGCUGCCCCGCCCCGGGGGAUGAGGACGUGAGUGAGAGCCAGUAUGUCGCAGAAAUGGCCAGCUUCAUCGACGACGGUGGCCACACCCCGGGAGGGCUGCCGGCCGGCCCCCCACCUCGGAUCUUUGGGGCCACGCCGUCGCCGCUGGGCCAGUUCGGGCGGUACCUACAGCAAGCACGGGGCCGGCGCCGGGAAGUGGCUGACACCCCCGGUGCCCACGAGGGCACCCAGGACGAGUAUGACCUGGAGGACUCCUUCCUCGUGGACUCCGACGAAGGCAAGGGGGAGGUGCGGGUGCUGGAGCUGGAGAGCGGGUGGUGGCCUCCGCACACCGUGCCCAGGCCCUCUCCCCCGCCCAGCAGCAAGGCGCACGGUGCCAGGCACCAGUCGGGAGCCCAGGAGAAGCCCGCUGCUGCCGCAGGUACGGCAGAUGCACCGGCCCCACGAAAGACCGGGCACGCGCAUGCCUCGGCGCAGUCUGCGCGGGUGCCGCAGCGAGUCGAUGCUGGGCUCAAAUCCGUGGAAACUUCCAUGCGAGCGCCGGCGACGUCACCCAACGGAGCCGUGGUCCAGGCGAAUGCAGGCCAGGGUGCCCUCCUGAAUGGCAAGGCGCCCUCCCUCGCUCCUGGCAGCAGUGGAGGGGGAAGACAGACGCCCAGGUCCAAUGGCGGCACCGCCACUGCCAUCUCAUUGCAGGCCGCGGGUCAGCGCCAGCCUGCGCCCGGCCCCAUGGCAAGCGCCGCCUCGACCGCCGCCCAGGCGUCGAGCAACGGCGCAGGUGCGCCUGGCACACCCACCCCGCCGUCGACCACGGGCCAGGCGCAGGCCGGCGACCUGGCCGCCAAGUCGGUGCCAAAUGUCAUGGUCGCUGGGUGCGCCCUGGUGUGCCGGGGGCGGGUGCUGCUCGCCAUGCGUCAGCAUGGCAACCACCGCCUUCGAGGCUUCUUCGAGCUUCCAGGAGGGAAGCUCAAACCCAAUGAGACCCCCCAGGCUGCCGUCAUCAGGGAAAUGAAUGAGGAGCUAGGCAUAGAGAUCUCGCCCAGCGCGCUGAACCCCCUCGGCUUCGUGUCGCACCACUAUGUACGCCUCGGCCACAACUUCAUUUGCAUGCUGUUUGUGUGCCAUCGAUGGAGCGGGCAGCUGCAGGGUCUGCAGGAGCAGGAGCUGCGCUGGGUGGCUGCCUGGGAGCUGUCGGGCUACAUCCGCUUGGCGCCGCCGCCCACCCAGGAGCUCCUCUCCCUCGUGUUUGGGUAUCUGCAGGUCCAGGGGCCGGCCCGACCGGGGUCGACGCCGAGAGGCCCGGAGUGGACGCCCGGCGGGGGCGGGAGGGGGCUGCCGGCGGGUGCACAGGGCACCAGCAGCGGCGCCCUCGUCGAGGACGAGGGUGAAGAGAUCCUGGAGCCGCCAGAGGGCGCAGACUUCGGCCUCGACCUGGAUGUGGACCCCGGGGGCCGACCCCCCGCGGCUGCGGAAGUCGCGAGGAAGCUGCAGGAGCUGCGGGAGCUGCAGCUGGCGCUGAGGGGCCCAGGCCUGGAAAUCGACGCCGCCACGGCCCUGCACCAGGCCAAAAACCGCCGGUUCUGGGUCUGA
Auxenochlorella protothecoides is the source of this 1941-nucleotide messenger RNA. RefSeq names its product 8-oxo-dGTP diphosphatase. Bases 1 to 1941 code for a protein of 646 amino acids. The record is from RefSeq and is a predicted model, not a curated record. Gene Ontology annotation, biological process: DNA repair. Lineage: Eukaryota; Viridiplantae; Chlorophyta; Trebouxiophyceae; Chlorellales; Chlorellaceae. Gene Ontology annotation, molecular function: 8-oxo-GDP phosphatase activity; 8-oxo-7,8-dihydrodeoxyguanosine triphosphate pyrophosphatase activity; 8-oxo-7,8-dihydroguanosine triphosphate pyrophosphatase activity. The transcript has 7 exons.